AUGACAUGGAGGCAAUGGUUGAAUAGCGCAUUGAAGCGUAGUUAUGGCAUUUUUGGUGAAGGUGUUGAAUACUCGUUCCUGCAUGUUGACAAUAAGGUAGCCUAUAUUAGAGUAAACUAUGCGGAUAAAGAUACACUCGCGUCAUCCAUUAGUACAUACAUAUCUACCGAAGAGCUUAUCGGCGCACCUUUGGCAGUGACUAUCCUACAAGAGUCACCCAAUUUGGAACGGUUAGAAAUUACCGACGAUGACCGUAUAUGGUUGAAAAGAGCAGUAGAGGAGGACAAGGWAGACGGUGCAUGUAUAUAG
Molecule: messenger RNA, 309 nt
Organism: Saccharomyces eubayanus
Lineage: Eukaryota; Fungi; Ascomycota; Saccharomycetes; Saccharomycetales; Saccharomycetaceae
Gene: POP8
Product: ribonuclease P
Exons: 1
Coding region: 1-309 (102 amino acids)
Biological process (GO): intronic box C/D snoRNA processing; nuclear-transcribed mRNA catabolic process, RNase MRP-dependent; tRNA processing
Cellular component (GO): ribonuclease MRP complex; nucleolar ribonuclease P complex
Molecular function (GO): ribonuclease MRP activity
Source: RefSeq, a predicted model, not a curated record